CAUCGGAGAAACGAAACGCCUUAUGGUGCGUGCACUGUUAUGUGCAUUCACUGAACUGUAGCGGAGCAGCUGAAUUAGACUGAUGGACAUUUCCUUACAAUAUUAAGCAACGGUGAUACUAUUUCAUUUGAGAUUUAAUUCACUGCCACAAGUACGUAUCAUUUCUUUGCCAUGGAGCCGGAGGAGAAAAAUCCAGAGUCUAAAUAUGGUGAGGCAAGGAAAUUUGACCCCACAUUUAAAGGCCCAAUUUAUAACAGCUUUUCUCGUUGAACAGGGGCUGCACAGAUAUUCUCUGUUGUAUCUUGUUCAUCUUAGCCUUGCUGGGAUACUUUGCAAUUGGAAUUCUGGCAUGGUCUCAGGGUGACCCCCGUAAGGUGAUUUACCCGACAGACAGUAAGGGUCAGUUUUGUGGGCAGGUUGGCACCCCUCUUGAGAAAAAGCCUCUGCUGUUCUACUUCAACAUCAUGAAGUGUGCCAGUCCUCUAGUCCUGCUAGAGUUUCAGUGCCCCACCACUCAGAUUUGUGUGGAGAGCUGUCCCAAUAAAUUCAUGACUUUAGUGAAGGCUUUAAGAAACAAAGAUGAUAUGGAAUACUACAAGCAAUUCUGCAAAGAGGGAUUUGACCAUACCAAGAAAGCUCCUGAAAUCCUGAGGGAUGGUUUGUGUCCUUCAAUAAUCACACCUAGCAAGCCUUUCACACGGAGAUGCUUGCCUGCUCUAGAGACCUUGAAAGGUGGUGUUGUUGUGAUUGGCAAUAAAACUACAUUUAUGGAUGAGCUAGGAGAAAAUAUAAAUGCUACAGAUCUGCUUGAAGCCUCAAAAAAAUCCAAUGUAGUGGUUGAGGCCCGGGCUGUAGCCAUGAGGAUCUUUGAAGACUAUACUCAGUCCUGGCACUGGAUACUUCUUGGUUUGGUGAUUGCCAUGCUGGUCAGUCUGAUCUUUAUUCUUCUCUUGCGUUGUUUGGCUGGAGUCAUGAUCUGGGUUAUGAUCAUCAUGGUCAUCCUUGUCAUUGGAUAUGGUAUUUUCCAUUGUUAUAUGCAGUAUGCCAGUCUGAAAGGACAGGCUGGUUCUGAUGUCACUAUCAAGGAUUUGGGUCUACAGACAGACUUUUCUGUAUACUUUCAGAUUCAGCAGACCUGGCUUGCUUUCAUGAUCAUUCUGUGUAUCGUGGAAGUGGUGAUCAUUCUCCUCCUCAUCUUCCUCAGGAAGAGGCUCUUUAUUGCCAUUGCACUCAUCAAAGAGGCCAGCAGAGCCAUCGGUCAUGUGAUGUCAUCAUUGUUUUACCCCUUGCUGACCUUUGCCCUACUGUCUCUGGUAAUCGCAUACUGGGCCAUCACCGCAGUAUUUUUGUCAACUUCCAAUGAGCCAGUGUACAAGGUUUUUAAUACUACAGAGUGUGAAUAUUCCAGAGACACCUGCAACCCUGAGACUUUCAACAGCUCAAAUAUCACCACUGAAUGCGCUGAUGCUGAGUGUCUGUUUGCAUUCUAUGGAGGAGAGACGUUAUACCACAAGUACCUGAUUCUGUUCCAGUUCUAUAAUUUAUUCCUUUUCUUCUGGUGUGCCAACUUCGUGACAGCACUGGGGCAGGCCACACUGGCAGGGGCUUUUGCAUCUUAUUACUGGGCAUUCAAAAAGCCUGAUGACAUCCCUGCGUACCCUGUUUUCAACUCUUUGGGACGGGCCCUCAGGUAUCACACUGGCUCUCUGGCGUUUGGGUCACUUAUUCUCGCCAUCGUCCAGGUUAUCAGGGUCAUACUGGAAUAUCUGGAUCAGAAGUUGAAAGGUGCCCAGAAUAAGUUUGCAAAAUUCCUGCUCAGCUGUUUAAAGUGUUGCUUCUGGUGCUUAGAGAAAUUCAUCAAGUUCCUCAACAGAAAUGCCUAUAUCAUGGUGGCAAUAUAUGGCAAAAAUUUCUGUACGUCUGCCAGAGAUGCAUUCUUUCUCCUGAUGAGGAACAUUGUCCGUGUGGCAGUCCUUGACAAGGUUACAGACUUCCUCUUAUUUUUGGGCAAACUUCUCAUCGUUGGAAUUGUGGGAAUUUGUUCCUUCUUCUUUUUCACUGGCAAGAUUAAGAUAGUGGAGGAAGUUGCUCCAUCCCUUAACUAUUACUGGGUGCCUAUAUUGACGGUGGUGUUUGGCGCCUAUCUAAUUGCCCACGGCUUCUUCAGUGUAUACGCCAUGUGUGUGGACACACUCUUCCUCUGUUUCUGCGAGGACCUGGAAAGAAAUGACGGCUCUUCUGACAAGCCAUUUUUCAUGUCCCCUGAGCUGCACAAGAUUUUGUCUAUGGAAAAAAGCACAGAGGAACCAGACCUUGCAGAGACGCCUGUCAUACAGGUACAAGCUGAGGAGGAAGUCCCAUUGCAGGAGAACGGAGAGGUACAGCUUAAACAGCAGGUCAUUCUAAAGCAGGACCAAGAAGAAGAGAUACCACUAAAUCAGGAGACCCACAGUGAAGAACCACCCCAAGAAACACAACCUCCAGAUGCACCUGCAGCCGCAGAGGAGAAACCUGAAGAACUGGUUACAACACAAACACAAGAGCCCGAGAUGCCACAAGUGGUCCCACAUCAAAAUGGACCACAGGAAGUAGAUGCUGACGACAAGGAGGAGCAGGUGGCUCAACCACAAGCAGAAUCACCACCACAGGUGGAGAACCUACCAGAACAAGAACCAGAGGAACCAAAGCCUCAAGAAAAUGGACCUCAAGAGAGUGAUACUCUGCUGACCCCUCAGGAGUAGCUGUACAAAGAUCAGUGAAGUUGUUAAAUGUUUCAGAGAAGCCAGUUGAUUUCAGUAUGUUGGGAACUGUUGCACUUUGGUGGCUUUGGUAAGCCAUUAGUAUACAUUGGAAAGGACCUCCUGUCAUUUGAGUCGUAAUGUUUACUCAAACAAUAAGAUGAGAUUUUGAGAACUGUCUUGCUCUUAAUAACUAAAUAAUUGCUCGUCAUAAUGGAUGGCAUGACACUAAAAUAGGACAGAAACUGUCGUGUACUCACAGUGGGUCUCGUUAACUAGUCAUUUCGUAGUCUUUGUGCGUUGAAAAGGUUUUCAUGCAAACCAGUUCGAAGAAAGCAAUCCACUACAAAUCACAAAUUACUUCUCUGAAAUUGUAAUUAGAUUACUUUGUGAUUACCUCAUUGAAAGGUAAUCAUAUUACUAAUUACUUUACUUUCAAGUUACUUUCUACAACACCUUUCUGCUCAACAAAUUCAAAAUGUCUAUAUUUCAUCCUUGUUCAUUGUUGCACACAAGUCAUACACUCAGCACCACAUGUUUCUCCUUUAAGCCCAAAGUAUACUUCGGUUUUGACAUGAACGCUCAGCAUCUGCGCACAGUUGAACACGAGCCUGUCAAAGUAUACUUAAUUUUACUGUGUGAAUACACAGAUGGUUGGCGCAUGCACGCUACAACUGCUGUGAGAUACUGGACUAUUUCUCCUCAGGAGUUUAGACGCAUGAAGAUGUCUUUAUAUUCUUUGGACUCGAGUUACACAAAUGCAGGUAUCUCCUGACCACUUUAUGUGCACAUUCACUGUUGUUGUUUCAACCUUCCUCUCAGUGAAGUUGUUAAUAUUUCAGAGAAUCCAGUUAAUUUCAGUAUGUUGGAAACUGUUGCACUUUGGUGGCUUUGGUAAGCCAUUAGUAUACAUUGGAAAGAACCUCUCGUCAUUUGAGUCGUAAUGUUUACUCAAAUAAUAAGAUGAGAUUUUGAGAACUGUCUUGCUCUUAAUAACUAAAUAAUUGCUCGUCAUAACAUUACGGUCAUGAAGAAGUGCUAGAAGAUGUAACAGGUGAUUACAUCUUCUUCUAGUGCUUCUUCAUGACCGUAAUGGCUCAAAUGUGAGUGUUGCCACCUUGUGGACCCAGUAAUUAGUGCAAAUAAUUCAGGCGCAUGCACAUGCACAUGCUAUGCGUUCAAAGACCUGCGGUUAGAAAAAUCGAGCUAUGUGUGUUCAGUGCUGGAGCACUCUGCUGAUGACGAAAUUUACGUCACACAUCCUGUAUGCAGAUGCUCAGUGUUCGCGUCUGACCGAAGCAUACAUUGGGCUUUACAAUGACUUGUUGGGGGCAUACACCCUUCAAAUGUCACAGAAAUGCUAAUUGAUAUGUAUAUGAACAUAAUUCAUGUUUUAAAUGUAUUUACAUAAAUAAUAUUAUUUUAGAAAUACGAAUGUGUUACCCUAGUAAUGUACUUAAAAGUAACUAAAUUAAUUGAAAGUCAGUAAAUGUAAUCUGAUUGCAAGAAUUUAAAAUGUAAUUAUUACACUACUUUUUUUUUGCCUAAAAUUAAUAAACUUACAGUAACUAAUUAAUUUGUAAUCGGAUUAUACCAACACUGUUCAGAACAGGUGCGUACGCACAUUUGUUACUCACAUUUUAACCUAGAUGAAUCUGGAUUAUUCUAAAUGCGGAAGCGUGUUUAUAAUUACCAUAAUACACACCCAAACCAUAUCCAUAUUAGAGCUUUCCACACAACCUUUCCUGUGCAGCCAUUCAUCAUUCUCUGCAAACGUACCCUUAUGCUCUCUAAAGAUGCACUCUCGACUUAAAGCAAGAUUUUUGACUAAAGCCAAGUGUGCAAUUUUUAUACGUAACUGAGACACAAUACUCAUCUUUUAUAUAGGCCUACACUACACAUGUUUGGCUGCAUUUCUAUGCAGAACUUAUCCAGAUCAAACCAUAACACAUAAUUUUUUUGUUACUCUGAAAUAAGUUUGACUUUUUGUAGGGUCACUUUGUUACUCAAUUUAUAACAAAUAAUUAAAUGUUAGCCUACAUUGUAAUAUAUAUAGUAUUAAUAUAUAUAGUCAAAAACGGCUAACCAUAUUCCAUGUGUCUAAGGCCACCAGAAGUCUGUUUUUUUUUAUUUUUUUUAUUAGUAUUAUUAUUUAUGUGGUUUCAGUUAAAAAAAAUAAAAUUAUACAAAUUUCGCAAAACUUAUUGAACCAUGAUUUCGGUUUUCAAACAAUAAUGCGUGUAUGCAUGAUUAGUGAAUGAGACCCAGUAUGAGUUGCUUGUAUGGAUGAAAAUUUGUUAUGUGGACCUAAACCCCAUUAGAUAUGCCUACAUAGCACUUGUAUAAUGUGACUGUGUUUUAUGUUGAAACUUUUGAUAUAAGGAUGUGUAAAAGUGUAAUGUAGGUGCUCGACUUGUGCCUAAUUAUUGUUAUUUAUCAAUGUCUUAAUCAUAUUGAAGAAUGCAAAAAGAUUUCGCAGUAUCGCUGUUUACAUCAACUACCGAAAAAAAAAAAAACCUGUUUACAGUCAUACUAGCCAAGACCAAACCAUUUUAUUUUGUAAUAAUUUGUGCAAAUAUAUCUGAGAAUUGUGUUACCUGAUGUGAUAAUUUUAUAGUGGAGAUUAAAAAAACAAAAAAAACAACAAAAAAAACAAGUGGCACCAAAAGUAAGUUGGCUUAAAAAGAAACAAUCAAAGCAACAAUACUUAUAUAUUUGGUUUGCUAUAACUGGUUAUUGUAUUGACAGAUUGCAACCUUUUCAAGGCCUGAUAUUUGUCGCUAUUUGCCUCUCUAUUGCCUCCUUUUCUACCUCUAUGCUUCACUUUACUCAAUCUUCGCAUGUUGUAAAUGUGAUCUCCCAGUGCUUUAAUAAAUUUUACUCACUUUGUUGCUA
Myxocyprinus asiaticus (Chinese sucker) is the source of this 5633-nucleotide messenger RNA. It is a transcript of the gene slc44a2, whose product is annotated as solute carrier family 44 member 2. The transcript has 22 exons. Gene Ontology annotation, biological process: choline transport; transmembrane transport. Bases 465 to 2741 code for a protein of 758 amino acids. Lineage: Eukaryota; Metazoa; Chordata; Actinopteri; Cypriniformes; Catostomidae. Gene Ontology annotation, cellular component: membrane. The record is from RefSeq and is a predicted model, not a curated record. Gene Ontology annotation, molecular function: choline transmembrane transporter activity.